Molecule: messenger RNA, 983 nt
Organism: Myripristis murdjan (pinecone soldierfish)
Lineage: Eukaryota; Metazoa; Chordata; Actinopteri; Holocentriformes; Holocentridae
Gene: naa20
Product: N-alpha-acetyltransferase 20, NatB catalytic subunit
Exons: 6
Coding region: 79-615 (178 amino acids)
Biological process (GO): N-terminal peptidyl-methionine acetylation
Cellular component (GO): NatB complex
Molecular function (GO): protein-N-terminal amino-acid acetyltransferase activity
Source: RefSeq, a predicted model, not a curated record
UCUCUGUCUUCCCCCUAUUGUUUUAAUCCAGUUUCUGCUUUUCCUCUGUGGGGUGAAAGGACAGAGCCGCCAGCCGAGAUGACAACAUUACGAGCCUUCACGUGCGACGAUUUGUUUAAAUUCAACAACAUAAACCUCGACCCUUUGACAGAAACGUAUGGAAUCCCAUUUUACCUGCAGUACCUCGCCCACUGGCCCGAGUACUUCAUAGUAGCCGAGGCGCCUGGUGGUGAACUGAUGGGCUACAUCAUGGGGAAGGCGGAGGGAUCCGUGGCUCGGGAGGAGUGGCACGGCCACGUCACGGCUCUGUCCGUCGCUCCUGAGUUCAGAAGGCUCGGCCUGGCCGCCAAGCUCAUGGAGAUGCUGGAGGAGAUCUCCGAGAGGAAGGGCGGGUUCUUCGUGGAUCUCUUCGUGCGCGUCUCCAACCAGGUGGCGGUGAACAUGUACAAGCAGCUGGGCUACAGCGUCUACCGGACCGUGAUCGAGUAUUACUCGGCCAGCAACGGGGAGCCGGACGAAGACGCCUACGACAUGAGGAAAGCUCUGUCCCGAGACACAGAGAAGAAGUCCAUCAUCCCGCUGCCGCAUCCCGUCAGACCAGAGGACAUCGAAUAACAAUAGACGGUGGCUCUCUGACGCUCGCUGCUCAAAAAAAAUCAUGUGUGAAAUAUGUAAUUACAAACCUGUUGGAGGUCGUAUAGGUCUACUUGUAAAUAGCUGAACAAUCUAACAGGAUUUAAUAUUCAUAGAACCAGCUUUGACUUUUAAAAUGCCUAUAAAUCAGAGAGCCACUGAUCCAAGUGUAAAAAUGUUUAAUUUUUAAUUUACUGAACAGACAAAUCCUUUAACCAGUGUCACCGCUGGUAAAUCCUGACUCGACAUUUGCUUAAGAAAACAUGACGAGGCAAGUUUGACGUGUGUGAGAGAUGUAUUUACAAAGAAAUUAAGGAAACACACAGACGUUGAAUAAAGACUGCUCAUGA